Molecule: messenger RNA, 1998 nt
Organism: Toxorhynchites rutilus septentrionalis
Lineage: Eukaryota; Metazoa; Arthropoda; Insecta; Diptera; Culicidae
Exons: 2
Coding region: 1-1998 (665 amino acids)
Source: RefSeq, a predicted model, not a curated record
AUGUCGAAUAGCAUACAUGUAACGCAUGGCGUGGUAACAUACAGCGGAUAUAAGCAGUGUUCUAUAACGGCAAAUGGCAUACAUGCUGAAGGCAUGAAUGGAGUCAUUCCUGGAUGGCAUUAUGGCCUAAUCAAGUAUCACUGCGACGACAACACAGGCAUACUAGCAAGCAAGAUGACAUGUCAAGACUGUGGAGUGUACUGCUUACAAAACGAGACAAUAGAGGGGCUGAUUUGGUUGAAAGUGUUCCAGCCAGCACUAAACAGAUUUAGGAGGCAUACGGCAAAUGUAAGGUCUCAAAGGAAAGCAACAAAAGUUGAUAAAAGAAGCAUACUGGUGAGAAAUGAGGUUAAUAAGAUGCUGGCACAAAACCAACAGGCAACAAUAGAAGAGGUAGUUGAGCCACUUUACCCUGACUUGUCCAGUGCAAUCCAAGAGAUGAAAAGGUCUGAGGAAGCAGAACCCUCAGUUCAUCAUUAUAACCACCACAGCACUUUUUCUGGUCCACAUGCUAUGCUGCUGUAUAUUAGCUUAUUGACAAUAGGCUUUAGUACCACAUAUGCGUGUGAUAAUACAUUAUUUAUUUCAUCCACUGGAGAGGUAUGUGAGCAAACACACUGUAGGACUAUGGGGAUGUAUGAGAUGGUUCUACUCACAGGUUCAGUCUUAUGCUUUAGGGAUGUGAAUGGUAAUUAUCUGAAAUUAGAAAUGACUGAGGCUUAUAACUUAUACACAUCAUCAUUGAUGUAUUAUACAGCUGAUUAUGAGAUAACUACUGCACAUAAGUGGCAAUGCAAAGGGACUGGGACAUGCUGGAAUGGAGACUGUAAUGCUAAUUCGAAGCUUGGCAGCCUAAUAAGGAAGGAUCAAUCUGACGAAAUAUCAGGAUAUGGAUGUGAUACUGACACAUUAGGGUGUGACACUACAUGCUGGUACAUGACAGCAUGUACAUAUUACCGGUGGACACUUAAAAAGCUAGGCCCAAUUAUACCUGUGUACCGUAUAAAGUCUUCAGGAUGGGAAGUUAAUGUAAAGGUGAUGUACCUGAACACAACCAAGAUGUACACAUUCACAGUUAAUAGGCCUCAGAUAAACAUUGAACAGCUAUCUAUCAAUAAAAUGCCCAUGAUUAUAGCAGGGAUAACGAGGCCUGACACAAUAAUGGAAAACAGCAUCAUAAGAAUAGGCGACCAGUUCUUUAACAUUAAUGCAGCAGACCAAAAUAUGCCAGAAACUGGGAUAAUAGGCGACUUUCAAAUUUCAACCCAUAAUGAGAGUGCUACUUAUAAGACGUAUGAUGUUAAUUGUCAAGUGAACUCAUGUACCCCUACCUGUAGGUGGCCUGAACCAGCUAUUAGAAGGGCACUAAGGAAGCAGGACACACUUAAAGCCAUCAAAUCUGUGCAUAGAGGAGACAAUAGAAAUAUAGUAAGUAGACAAAAGGUGAAGAUGCAAGCAAACAUACUUGUUGGCAAUGUCGACAUACAUAACCUAAAGGUGUCUCCAGCACAUUGUAACAUUGAGAUAGUUACAACUUUUGCAUGCACUGGUUGCAGACUAGAUUCUUAUGUGGUACUACAAGCCAACAACAUAAAAGACGAAGGGCUAUUGAAGUUUGUGUCUGAUUGUGAAUUUGAUGUUGAUUAUAUUUCAUGCACUGAAGGCCCGUAUGGAUUGUAUUUAACUAAGGAUAAAGAUGCUUGCAACAUACAUAUUCCGUCAAUAAACAAAACGUUGCACGUGUCCUUUGACUUUAAGUACAUGGGUAGACUAGACCCAUCUGUGCCAUUGUAUUCAAAUAGCAUAGACAUAGCUGAUGCAUUCAACAUAUUAUCUGGAUCAGGUGCUAUUAACACAAUCAUAUCAUCUUGGUUAGGCUUCUCUAUUAUAACUUUUAUUGUCACAGCUGUAUGCAAAAUGAUACGUACUUAUAACAUGCCAGUCGGUGCCAGUAUAGUAAGCACAAGGGCCACGAACGAGAUAGAGUCGAGAGUUUAG